AUGAAAGGAACCCCUCCCAGAAACUCUUGGAGACAAAAGGAACACCCUAGACGAAAGGAAUGCCCCCUGGAGACUCUUGGAAAUAAAAAGAACACCUUCCAGAGAUUCUUGGAGACAAAAGGAACACCACCUGGAGGCAAAAUGGACUUCUGGAAACAAUUAAUUCGUAAUCCACCAGUGAACCAUAAAAUUUGA
Molecule: messenger RNA, 195 nt
Organism: Rhizophagus irregularis DAOM 181602=DAOM 197198
Lineage: Eukaryota; Fungi; Glomeromycota; Glomeromycetes; Glomerales; Glomeraceae
Source: RefSeq, a predicted model, not a curated record